AUGCUCACAAGAACCUUAGCGUCAGCUGUUUUGCGCCAGAGCUCUCUGUAUGGNAGUGAAUUGCCUUUUCAGAAAACACUUCAUCUCAAGAAUCCUAUGAAUGAUUACAAGCCUGUCAAGAUUAGUCGAGAUUGCCAGGAAUUACCUGAAGAUAUCGGUGAAGCACUUUGUGAACUCCUUGAUGCAAAUAGCUGCGAUGACGGGUUGCUCAAUAGCUCUUCAAGGGAUGAUUAUUCAACAAAAAGGUCCCGCGCAGAACCUCCGUCUUCCUCAGGAGAUGAAGAGUAUAAUAACAAUCUGUGGGGCCAUACAGCCAUGCCUUACCCUCCUGCGGUCUACCCAAACCAGGAUGACCUCAGCAGAUUUCAUCUUGCACUACAGAGAGGAUAUGGAGUACACUCGGAAUAUCUCCAUACAUCAUCAGGUGCAUCUAACUCUCACACGGAGCAAGAAAAGUCUUUACGAUUCAACUGGUGGGGUCUGCCUUUGGAAAGCCCUCUUGCGAGUUCCCUAACCGAUGAUGAUUUGCUUAACAUGUCUUAUGAAGAAUACCUUGAAACCCACAGCAGAUGCAUGAAACAACUUGAUCAUCCUGUGAUGCCACAAUCACGGGCCACUCAAGAGCCAUCAAGUAAAACAGAUGAUGUAAGCAAUGGUUCAUCAAAAGACAGGUCAUCAUCAAGAAAGAGAGGACGAGAUUCAUCCUAGAAUUCAACUCCAAACUCCAAACUUAGCAGGAUAGUAUGGUGAUCUGAAGAAGUUGUUGUUAUGUUGUAAUUCAUGUUCAUUUGGUCUGGUGGUUUAUAGAAAUCAGAAGAUUGUAACUAAAAGUUUUUUCAUUUGAUUGCCAAAACUUGUACAGUUUCAAACUUGGCAAAACGUAAACUUUUGGAAACCUAAACCCGAAAUUGGGGUUUGUAAGAUCUUUUAGUUAUAAAAGAUGAGUUUCCAAUCAUA
Messenger RNA from Camelina sativa (false flax), 957 nucleotides. NCBI's taxonomy places the organism in Eukaryota, Viridiplantae, Streptophyta, Magnoliopsida, Brassicales, Brassicaceae. The record is from RefSeq and is a predicted model, not a curated record.